This is a messenger RNA of Vitis vinifera (wine grape), 765 nucleotides long. RefSeq lists its product as uncharacterized. The transcript is spliced from 2 exons. Lineage: Eukaryota; Viridiplantae; Streptophyta; Magnoliopsida; Vitales; Vitaceae. Bases 1 to 765 code for a protein of 254 amino acids. The record is from RefSeq and is a predicted model, not a curated record.
AUGGCCUCGGAAACCAGCAGCAGCGUUACGGGAACCAUGUUUGGCCAGGAACUUGUGAGCAAUGGUGGUGCAGAAGGUUCAUCAUUCCUCAUCACUCGGCACAAGUUAACUGGCCACAAUUACCAUCAAUGGGCGAAGGCAGUUCUGAUGUUUAUCACAGGCAGAGGUAAGGAUGAAUACCUUUUCAGCACUACUGAACCGCCUAAGAAGGAUGAUAAAAGAUUCAAGGUUUGGAACACCGAAAACAAUCUAGUUAUGUCUUGGCUGAUCAAUGCAAUGGACACAGAAAUAGGUCAAAAUUUUAUGUUUUAUGAUGCUGCACAUGAAAUCUGGAUGGCAGCAAAGGAAACAUACUCUGACAGUGACAAUAUUGCUGAUCUAUUUGACAUCAAGGGAGCCCUACAUGAUCUAAGGCAAGACAAAUCCCUAGAUGAAGUAAGAGGGAGAAUCCUUGGAACCAAGCCUCUCCCUACUAUUCAAGAAGCUUUCUCAGAGGUUAGAAGAGAAGAAAGCAGGAAGAAGCUGAUGAUGGGAACAACGCCAUUCUCAAAUGUUCAGGAAGGAUCAACACUCAUCUCCCAAGGCUCCACAAACAUUCAAGAAGGAACUGCCCUUGUUUCCCAAGGAUCUACCUAUGAUGCAAGGCAGAAGAAAGGAAGACCAUGGUGUGAUCAUUGCCGCAGACCAGGUCACACCAAAGAAACAUGUUGGAAAAUACACGGGAAGCCCGCUAACUGGAAGUCAAACAAGGAGAAGGAGGCAUGA